This is a messenger RNA of Podarcis lilfordi (Lilford's wall lizard), 21885 nucleotides long. The record is from the annotation of a GenBank genome assembly. NCBI's taxonomy places the organism in Eukaryota, Metazoa, Chordata, Lepidosauria, Squamata, Lacertidae.
AUGAAUGAGGACCUGCUCCAGGAUGACUUCUUGGACCAGCAGGAAAACUGGUUGCCGGCCAACUUGGCCGAAAUUGAGAACCGGGAAGGCGAUACUCUUGAGCAGAAUGGUACCUGCGAAGAAGCCGCCGCACAGAUACGUUGUGGUGGAAGUACAGAAAGCAGCUCCAUUGGAAAUGAGUCCAUCGGGACCAGCACUCACUGCCUUGAAUCAAAUGGCAGCUUGGCCAGAAAUCCUGAUGGGCAGGACAGAUCUGUAGGUGGCAGUGGUAGCAGCAGCAGCAGGUAACACUUUUUGCCAGUUUGGUGAAAAGCUUGACCACAUUCUGAUUCUAAAGUUGGCACUUGUAAUGUGCCAUGGUUGAAACCAGGAGCUGCUGGAACUGCUGGGUCUGAAUUUAGGAGCCAAGCACCAUAUAUAUGGGGCACAUUUGGAGGUAUUCAAGUAUAGACCAGUAAAUUGUGGUCACAGAGUGACACUUGGGGGAUGAAUGGAUGCAAAGUUCCAGGGAGGAGCAGGUAACUCCAUCCUCCUUUCAUCUCCACCAUCCAAGAAUUGGGUGGGCUCAGUACCACCCCCCCAAAUCGGGUAACCUUCACUGAUCCAUGUAGUGCUUGCUUUGGGAUGAAGGCAUUCCCAUCAUAUUAACCAGAUUUGGCAGGAGUGAAAUAAGAAAGAGUUGCCAGCUGAUUUCCUCCACGCAGAGCAGAAAUGCCCUUCUAAAGGCAGUACUGGGUUAAUGCAGCCUUGGCCAGCCUGGUGCCUGCCAGUUGCCUUGGACUAAAAGUGGGUUAAUCCCUUAAUCCACAGAUCCUUUCAUGCAACAGCAGACUUCCCGCAAUUGUGCAUAUGAUUGGCAUUGGGGGGGGGAGUUGCAAUAAAAAUUUAAAACCACAAUAGUGAGGCACAGCAAGUAAGUAAAUUAAACCACAGGAGACUUCAAAAGCCACCAGAAUACAUACUUUUUUUAAAUUAAAAACCCCAGGGAAAGAAAGAAUUGUUCCUGGCCUUCCUAGAGAGGCCAUUCUACAGCUCUGGAGGCAAUUGCAGAAAAGGCUAUGCUCCUAGCCAUGCCUCUUGGAAAGUGGGAUAUGGAGCAGGGUUCAAAGAGGGGGCAUAGGAGUCCAUAUAGAGGGUGCUAUUAUCUUGGGCCAUAAUGGCUUUUAAAGGCAUGCUUCAGUGCUCUCAGGUAUUUUAGCUGAGGGCCAGGCAGUCUGAAGUGUUUAUGAGGCUCGUGACAAGAAAUGUAGAGCCUGGAAUGUGCAAAGUGCCAUAAACAAAUAGGGUUCCAUGCGCCAGCCUUGCCCACAUGUUGGUCCUGUUAGAUGACAGAGCUCCAGGUCCUUCUUUACAGCACAAGGAGCAACCUUUCUUUGUGCUGGAGCAAACAUGGCUUUCAGCUUCUCCCCACCCAAAGCAGAUAUCACCUAAGAAAGGCCCUUCUUUCUCAAAUGUGCUGUUGUGCGUUUUUUUUUGUAUUCAUCUGCAGUGAGCUGCUUUGUUGGAACCAAAGUAAUAAUAGAAAGCUGAAGCUGCUGAUCCAGGAAAUGAAACAAUAUCUCCCUGCAGAGCAGGUGGAGAGUUGCAGCAAGGCCAGCACCCUCUGUGCCCUGAACUACGCUCUCAAGUGUGUCCAGCAGAUCCAAGGUACGUGGGUGCAUUUGAAGAAAUCCCACACUGCAUGUGUCGGCCUGUGCCCCAACUCCCAUCCAUUGGCAUGGCUGUAUGAUGCUGGGGAUUGAGUCCAGUGUUCUGGAGGGUGCUGAAGGGUGGCACAUGUAAUGGCAGUUUCCUGGGUUCCAUCUCUCUUGUGCUCUCUCACAUGAGCAAGCAGUGUAACCCAGGAGAGUGCACCUGCCAAGGCAGGGACUAUGAGAGGGCACACAGAAUAUGUUGGGCUUUCAGGAAGGGGCCACUGGCCGCUCGUGGUGUUCAGUGACGGCAUGACUUUGAAUUCUUCCUUAGAAAGGGAUCUUGAAUCUGGCAUGGUCAUUUUACAAGCAGGGUUACGUAAGAAAUACCCAAAUUUGCCACCUGCUCAUUGCUGAUUUAUCCCCUCUGCCUCUUGCUUCCCUUGCCUUCUCACCAGCUGACAACAAAGUUUCUAAGGCUUUUGGUAAGCAUGGAGCACAUCAGACCAAUGCCCCUGUGUAUGGAGUGGAAGAGCUGGCAGCCAUCAUGUCUGAGCACGCCCCCAAAAACACAGUAAGUGACCCGAAUGCUAAUUGGGGCUCUUUGCUCAUUUUAGGUGUACUGGUCAAAGAGUUAGCAGCAGCUCAAAGAUGCUUCAUAAAACGUAACCACCACAAAAUGGCUGUUGUCUUCCUUCGCUGUAAAGCAUCUCUGCUUCACUCUUAGAGAAGGGAUGACAGAGACCUCCCAAGAAGUGCUAAUGAGUGAUAAAAGCAGUGAGCAGGAAGUGGUGGAUCUGUCUGUGUGCAGGUCCCUGGGACACUUUUGUUUCUCAGCCUCUGGAAAACACAAGGCCGCUAGAGUUCUGUGUUGAUGUCAGUAACCUAUCUCCAUCCUGAAUCAGGUGUGUGGGGGGGGGAACCUUUUAGAUGAAGCAAGGCCACAUUCCCUAGUAGGUGGGGCCAGAAGCUGAAAGCAAGGCAGAGCAAGAGAUGUGUCCCUUAGCUUUGAACAGCUGGCUACAUUUCAACCAGAGAAUUUCUUAAACAUAUCUCCAUCUCCAUCCUCCACCUAGGCAAGCAGGAAAUCUUCUCAAACCUCAGGACUCAUUCCUCUAGGCAAGAAGCACUUGGUGGAGGGCAUGGAGUGGGGCUGCUGGUAGAGGAGCAGGGCUUGAGGAGAAUCCCGAGAGAGGGAGGCACGGAGGGCACAUUUGACCCUUGGACCUUAAGGGCCCUUGCUUCUGGUGUAAGGACAUACCAUGUAGCUGAGAAGCGGCAGGUGGCAACUGGAUCCCAAUUUGUAACGUGAAAACUGAACACCUGUGUCUCUCUGUGAUCUUGUUGGCUUGCCAAGUGGCUCCUGCUGUUCUGGCUGUGCUUGAGGAUUGUGCUUCUUUUCCUCCAGGAUACCUUUGUAGCCAUCUUUUCAUUGCUCUCCGGGCGGACUGUGCAUGUCUCUGAGCAAGCCGCCUCUGUCCUGAAUUGCAAAAGGAAAUGCUUGGAGUCCUGCCGCUUUGCAGAGCUGUUGGCUCCCCAGGAUGUGGGCGUCUUCUACACGCACACCAACCGGGCUCACCUGCCACUUUGGAACACGGAGGCCCCAAAAGGUGAUUUGCCCUGCCCGGGGAAAUUUCAUGUUAUGUGCAAGGUUGUAUAAAAUGCAAAACACUUGAAUGAGUUGUAAAUAUUGUGCAUCAGAUAAACACAGAAAAUUAACUGGUUUACCAGUAAUUCUUGUGUUGCUAUUACAAUAUUGUAGGACAUAGUCACUACCUAACCCAAUGGGGGGGAGGGGGGAACACUCCAAUCUGCAGGCCAGAUUUGACCCGACAUGUGUCCCAAUUUUUGCGGGGCUGUUUCAGCUUCCACACACCUGAUGUCACCUGUGACAUCUGUAUGGGACAGGUAGAGAUGUGACUGAGUUGGCUGUGCAGCCAAGUUCCUCACAGGGCAUUUGAUUGUUCAGCCAGUCCCUGCAGAAAGCAUCGGCUGAAGGGCACUGAGUUUACCCACCGGGCCAGGCAACUGACUUGAGUUCCGCUCCUGGAACUUGAUAAUGGAGCUGAUUCCUGAUGUUCCUCACCAGCUGGCUGCUGGGUGGUUGGGAAGGCCUUUGACAGGUGGACAUGACAUCCUGUCUGUCUGUCAUCUGACAGGACAUCUGGUACUUAACUCGCUCACCUAUCAUAGUUGGCCUGUGGGGUUGGGGACAGAUAAUGUCAUUAAAAACUUGUGCACGCUCUCGCAGCACUGAAAGUUCAGAGACUAAUCCUGGGAGAAAUGGGCUGAGGGCGGAAGGGUGGGCAGGUCAAGGGCACAAAGACGUAGUUGGUCUUCUUUGCAUGCAGCUCAUCUGACCAUGGAACAGGAGCUGAGCGUGAGCUUUUAGUGGCAUAGGAGAGCUGAAAAUAACGCUAAUAUAUUUCACAUUUGGCAACUAAUGCAGCUCUUUGGUUUCAGAUAGUACAUGGGUAGACGAGUCUAAAAAGUCUGAGGCACAAAUUUUCACAGCCCUCUAGCAGCUAUGGUGACUCAUUUACCAGAAGGAAUGUAUUUAGCAUUAACUCUAGAAGUACUGUAUUUUUCCCUCUAUAGGAUGCACCGGACCUCAAGACGCACCUAGUUUUUAGAGGGGGAAAUCAAGAAAAAAAAUAUUAUUCCCCCCCCCCCCAGCCCCAGAGCUUCUCGGGGCUGCGGGGGAAGCCCGGAUCCAUCCCGCUGGCUGUCUUGGCUUCCUCUUUAGCCGCGCGCAACCUCUGCAGCCGGGAGAGGCUGCGCGUGGCUUUCGCAGAAGCCAAGACAGCGAGCGGGAUGGAUCCCGCUCGCUGUCUUGGCUUCCUUUUUAGCCGCGGGGCUGGGGCGGGGGAAGCCCGAGCUUCCCCCAGCCCCCAGAACAGGUCCAGGAGUGGCGGCAAGGUUGCACGCAGCCUUGCCUCCACUCCCGGAGCUGGCGGGGCUGGGGGCGGGGGAAGCCCGGGUCCCCCCCCCUCCCAGCCCCAGGGACAACACAUUCGCUCCAUAAGAUGCACAGACAUUUCACCUUAGUUUUUAAGAGGAAAAAAGUGCGUCUUAUGGAGCAAAAAAUACAGUAUAUACUCAGUUCUAACCAAACUAAGCCUGCUAGAGUGAAAUAUACUUCAACUCCCAUCUUUUCUGGUCUUGGUGGGCAAAAAGGCAAUCUUAGUUUUUGAAGUAGGUCCUGGGGGUGAGAGGGCACUAAGAUGAGCAUGCUGAAAACAAGGAGAAUUAAUAAACAAAUGUUGGUCUCUUCAUGUAUUUUUGCCCUUACAGAUUCACUUUAUGAAUAUGCACAAGUGAAGUCCUUUUUCUGCAGACUAAGGUGAGUAUUAUGCAGGGUUAUGGCAAGAAGAGCGAUGUUACAAGCUAUUUUCACCACAACUUUUCUUUGUGCAUGUUGAUGCCCAAACAUUUUAGGAUGAUAGUGGUGACAUUUCUUCCUAUUACCACCCUGCUUCAUUUUAUGAGAUUAACUGGAAAUAGUCCUUCUCUCCCCCCCCCCCCCGCCCUUGGUAGUACGGAGUAGAAUCUGUGACUACAAGGUGAUCCAGUUUCUUACUAAAAGGAAGUGUUUUGCUGUAGACUGUUCCUACUGUUAUAACACUUUGAUGCUAAAAUGCUGCUCUUCAGAAGAGACAAAGGAAUCAAGCAUCAGAGUGAAUUAACAGAACAGCAGCUUCCUCUUCCUUCUAGCCAGAAACCUAGACAAUCCCUUGCCAUUUGGAGUAAACUUCACCUGUAGCUGACAAAUCAAUGGUUUUCUGUUAUUUUGUUUGCAGGGGAGGCAAAGGUCAGGACCGAGAGAAGCACUACUACCCAUUCCGGAUGACCCCUUAUUUGAUCAACUUCUCCGUCUCUGACCCCAGUGGGCCGAUGUCUUGUUGCUUGGCUCUCGCUGAAAAAAUCCAUUCUGGCUAUGAAGGCAAGAAAAGGGGAACUCCAGUUAAAAUUGGCUGGGCUAAAACCCAAGUGUAUCAUGCUAGAUCCUGUUAUGUUUCCAUCCCAUCUUCUUCUGGGGAUUAACUUUGGGACUGGAUUGCACCCAACAUCCCUGUUAAAUGGGCUGUGUGUGUCUCAUGGAUGUGUCGGGAUAUAGACAAAGCGGAUGCUUUCAAUUCUUGUGUGUGAGCCAGUUUGACAGAACAUUCCAACUUCCUGGUCAGCAUGCAACGGAAUACGGACUGUAGCCAAGUAGACCCACUGAAAUUAAUACCACCUGAGUUAGUCAUAUCCGUUAACUGCAGUGGGUCUGCUCUGAAAGGCACUAACCCUGGAUAAAAAUGCCAUUACUGUGAUCUAAUUUUGUUAAUGAAGGGAGGUUCUAGAUGGAACAGUGUCUCUUUCCUCAGCCUCUUUUGAUAAGGAAAGGCUCCUGAAACCCAAAGAGAGAGUUCCUGAAAGUGUUGAGUGUUGUGGGUCUACUGUCAGAAAGGAAAGUUGUUUGGGUUCACAUGAACCUCUAAGUGGAUCUUGAGCUCUCAGUGAUACUUUGUGUUUCUUUCUUUUAAAUUGUUAGCUCCUCGAAUUCCUGUAGAAAAGAGGAUCUUCACUACCACUCACACCCCAGGCUGUCUCUUUCUGGAGGUGGAUGACAGGUGACGACUUUUAUUGCUGGCAAUGCCAGAGAGAAAUGCCAUUAGGGGCUGAUGCGUUGUCUGUUGCAGGCAUGGGGUGCGCCCCUCUGUGGCCCUCCAGAGCUUGUUGGACUCCAUCUGUGAACUGUCCCGGCAGGCAGCAUGGCCAGGGGUCCGAUGUGGCAAUGGGAGUUGGAGUCUAGCAACACCUGGAGGGCACAGAUGUUCCCCACACAAUGGGUGUAUUGCUUUGUCUUCUCCUAAUAGUAACCAACGAGCUGUCUCCUGAAGGCUUUUGAAAACACCCUGAACUCAUGAAAGGUUCAAUGAACAGCUGAAAAAAUGCAGCCCUCCCAGGGUGGAACCAUUCAUGAAUUAGUGGUGAUGGGAAUGGCCUUUCUGGGUUGUUGACUGAGAUCAUAGCCAACAUGUGCUUAAUAGUGCCAUUUUCUUGAUGUUUAAAAGCCCCCCCCCAACCUCAGUUUCUAUGUCACAAAAGGCUCCCUUACAAGGCUGGUGUUUGCACUGUGCUUUUGUCAAUUGGCCACUGCAUUGCUCGAUUUCAGGGCGGUGCCUCUGUUGGGAUACCUGCCCCAGGAUUUGCUUGGGACGUCCAUCUUGCAGUACCUUCACCCAGACGAUCGACCCAUCAUGGUAGCCAUUCAUCGUAAAGGUAAGUUUCAGUCUCUCAUCUGCCUUUGGACCUGAUGUGGGUGGAGGGAGUGUCCUCAGUGUCACAAGAGGAAGGGAGCAGGUUUUUCCCUGCUCAGCUCCCAUUCCAUGGUCAGACGAGCUGCAUGCAGGGAAGAGGGUGAUGCUGUUUUGGAGCAAUGAGGCCUUUGCACGCAUGCUCUCUCCCCAGAAGUGGAGGCUUCCACUUCCAUGGUGUAGUGCCUUUAGGGGUAGCCACUUCCUCAUCUAAGGGACUAUUUUGGGGACCAUUUGUUCUGCAUGUUUAUUAACUUCAACCCAUUCUGGAUUUUAUUUCAAUUUGUUUCUUAACCUCUUCAUUCAUGCCAUAGAACCCAUACCAAAGGCUCAUGGGAUUGCAGUUGCAAAGGCUCCUGCGAUUGCUAACCGUUUUACUGCUCUUUUCAUGCCAUUUUGAAAUUUCCUGCUCUUUAUGGGCUGUUUUUGCCCUUUUUGCAGUUUAAAUUGAUUUAAUUAUCUCCUGGUCACACAUGAGUAGAACACGUGUAAGUGGGGAGACACCUGUAUUGUGUUCACUGACCAGCAACAGUUCUCCAGGAUUUCGGGCAAGAGUCUCUCCCAACCCUACCUGGAAGUCAUAGAAUCAGAGUUGGAAGGGACCCUGAGGAUCAUAAAUCCAACCCUCUGCAAUGCAGGAAUAGGCAGCUGUCCCAUAUAGGGAUUGAACCUGCAACCUUGGCUUUAUCAGUACCAUGCUCUAUCCUAUCCAACUGAGUUAUCCAAGAUGCCAGAUGCUGAGGAUUGAACUUGGGAUGUCCUACAUGCAAAGCAGACACUCUACCACUGGUGCCCCCCCCCAUAACCUCUCUCCUUCUGGCCGAGAAGAAUGAUAGAACUUUGCAUUAAGCUAGUUCCACUAGGUGUAGGCAGGCCUUUGUGUGCUUCCAUUGGCUGUUGUCAAUCCAGCCUUGUCUUUGUCUCUGGCUUUUACUCAGUUCUGAAGUUUGCGGGCCGCCCUCCCUUCGAGCACUCGCCCAUCCGAUUCUGUACUCAGAACGGGGACUACGUCAUCCUGGAUACCAGCUGGUCCAGUUUUGUGAAUCCAUGGAGCCGGAAGGUCGUCUUCAUCAUUGGGCGGCACAAAGUCAGAACGUAAGCCUCUUGAAGCCAGCGUGUUUGGGGUUUGUCCUCUUUCCCUUGACACCCAGAGCCAAUAAGGAGAAUUCAGAUUGGAUUGAUCCUGUGAUCCUGUGUGUGUGAGCCUGUAGAACUGGUGUAUAGUGGUACCUCGCAAGACGAAUGCCUCGCAAGACGGAAAACUCGCAAGACGAAAGGGUUUUCCGUUUUUGAGUUGCUUCACAAGACGAUUUUCCCUAUGGGCUUGCUUCGCAAGACAGAAACGUCUUGCAAGUUUGUUUCCUUUUUCUUAAAACCGUUAAUACAGUUGCGACUUGACUUCGAGGAGCAACUCAUAGCACGCGGUGUGCGUCUCCGUAGGGGCAAGAACGCGUGAAGGCGGGUUCUGAGGGAGAGGGAGCUUUGUUUCGGCGAAAAAUAGCAAGGCACGCACACUUCCCUCCCCACAACUCCCAGUUAGGGAGGCCAGGCUCCGGUGCUCUUCGGACGGGGCUCCUUCCUUCUCCCCCCCCCCCAGCGCCCCGGCGGUGACAAGAGCGCCUGCCCGGGCCCUCCGGCGCUCGCCCUGCGAGGGGCGCCCCCUACCUGCAUCUCCGCGCUUUCCAACCCCGCGACGUCGAAGGCUGCGGCAAGUUUGCCUCUUGGUGUGUGUGUGCGCGCGAGUGUGUGUUCUCCUUGGCAGCGCGGAAGGUGCCGGGCCAGGCAAAGUCAGCUCGGGAGCCACCGGGGACGCGCCCCCGCGCUCCUCUCCAACGGGCUGGAUGCGCCCCUCCCCGCUCGCGCGCUUCUGGCUGGCUGGCCGGCUGCAGCAGCAACAGGGGCAAUAGGCAUCCACCGUCGCCGACGCUCCCUCCCUCCCUCCUGCCCGCGGUGGGCGGCUGGCUGGCUGGCGCUCUCGCUUUCUUUCAGGCUGCUGCUGCAGAAGGGAUUUUGCACAAGACAACUUUUAGGCCGGUAGGAGUUUUGACUACCGCGGCGACAGCAGCAGCAGCAGCAAGACGGCGCCGACUGUAGUGCAAAGGGUCGGAGCAAGGCGAGCCGAACCGAUCCCGGGGGCUCAGGCAACAACCUCCGCCCUGCCUCCCCCACGCCCCGCGCCCGCCUCUCCCUCCCUCCCAAGCACCCCCCUUUUUUGAGGUUUUUGAAGACUUUGGUGAUUUUUGAAGCUUUUCCAAAACUUUCCCGACACUGUGCUUCGCAAGACGAAAAAAAUCGCAAGACGAAAAAACUCACGGAACGAAUUAAUUUUGUCUUGCGAGGCACCACUGUAAUAAUUUGGGUUUAGUCCUACUCAGAGUACAGUCAUUAAAAUCAAUGGCCGUGGAUAGCUUGGGUCUGUUCAUUUAAAUGGGUCUCCUCUGAGUAGGACUGACGUGAAUACAACACAAAGAUGGUGAGGCAUGUGGUAUGUUACAAGGGCUUUAAAUAAAGAUGAUGCCAAUUUAUCAGAGCAGUCAGCAUCUUGCAUGGUGCAGCAGUAGCAAUUUCCCAGGAGUGCUGAGCUAAGGCACUGCUGUUUAUUCUGGCUCUCUGCUCUCCAGGACCUGUUGAGAUGCUAAGCGUUGAGCUUGGGAUCAUCUGUGUGUAAAGCAUGUGCACCUCCCCUUUGCUAUGGCCAGAGCAGAUCUGACUUGCAUCGUUUUAUAAGCCACAAAGUCCAAACGUAGGAAGAUUCUGGCUAGCGAAAUACUUGUGGCCAGUACCUGGAGGCUGGAGCUAGACAGGACGCCCAGAGGAGACUUCUGACAUGCUGGGCAUUUGCAGUUGGAUCUUUUGAUUCUUAGUAGACCCUUCCAAAGAAGACCCUGGUGCUGGAGCCUUCUGGCAGAGAAGCAGACGAGCAACUCUGAGCUUCUCACUGAGUCUGCUGCUUCCUUCACUUCUGAGGCUGGGGAAGGCGAGUGUGAAGAAUCAGGAAUCCAGACAGGGCUUGGGAGGGGCUCAGAGGGGCUAUUGGGGGCUCAAGUGAGGCAUCUGUGAGAUGGAGCUCUUUAGGCUGCCUCAGGACUGCUGGGCUUUGGUGCAAGGCCCCAGGCUUCUUCCUCAGAAAAGCUUUUUGUGGGGUUUGGGUUGGGCAGGAUCCUGACACUUCGUUAAAAUUUGCCUUCGCUGCAGCAAAAGGAAGGAUGCCAUGCCAGCUAUUAUUGACAUAGAAUUUCUGUUUUGUAUGAAGAUUGUUCAUUGUUGAAAUACUGUCUUCUCAUGAGCCUCUCCGCUUGCUGCCAGGGUAUUUCUUAGCCCUGCUCUAGCCUGUUUGGGCUUCCUUGGGCUGCCACAGACAUUUCUCAAGCUCCACUUUAAUUCAGGCCUUGUGUAGGAGAGCUCCUUACUUGGAAAAGUGUUUUGUUUCUAAGAUAUUCUGAAAAUUCUUUUUCAAUUUGUGCCAUUAGCAGAUAAGGCUAGUUAUUUCCUUUUCUUUUCCCCCCAGCAGGAACAGAUUUCUUUGGGUAUCCAGCUACAUACUACUCAGGUCUACCCUAAGUUAAUCAUGUUCAUUCACUACAGUGGGCCAACUCUGAGUAGGGCUAGCAUUGGAUACAACCCUCUGGGUUUACUCUUUCAUCAGUCUGUUUAACGUUAUCCAGCUGGGGAGCCAGAAGAACUCGGCUGCAGAGCUAAUCCCUUUCCUUGAAUAACUCACUCCUGUAAUCUUGUGAUACAGACCUUCCCUCGUCUAGUGUCAAGAUGACGCUCUGCUUCCAUUCAUCCUUUGCAGGAGCCCUCUGAAUGAAGAUGUCUUUGCAGCAAGAAGCAAGGGGAUGAAGAGGGUUGACAAGGAGAUCUGGGAGCUCCAAGGACAGAUCUAUAAGCUGCUUCUGCAAGUAAGGAGGGGAAUGCAGCUCCAAGCAGGGACGCCUUCUGUCGGGUGGGGGCAGGGUGCAUGUCGGCAUUUUCCUCUUCGUGUGAUCCAGAGGCAUGCAGCUGACAGGAACGAUUGCUGCAACCCUUCCCAGGUUUUGGAAGACCUCUGUUUUUCUUUACUUCCAGCCUGUUUAUAGCAACGGUUCUAGCGGUUACGGAAGCCUUAUUAGCAAUGGAUCUUACGAGCACUACAUCAGUGUGGCGUCUUCCAGUGACUCCAAUGGGAACUGUGCGGAGGAAAUACAGAGAGAACUGGUGAGUCUCUGGUCAUUCACAACCUGCCUGCAGUACAGGUAGCAGCAGGGGGACAGUGUUUUGGUGGAGUGCCUCUUGCUUGUUAACCAGCAAGAAAGCUUAGGAAGGAAAUGGAUUUAGAGGGGUUUGAGUUAAUGGGUAUUCUAUUCUAUUUAAUUUUAAAAUUAUUUGUAAACUGCUCUUUGUCAAAGAGACAGAGGCCCUCUGCCAUUAAAUAUACCCGGUAAUGGGGCCGAGUCUACAAGCUGACCAUGGCUACAGCAUCCUGCCAUUUUUUUUGUACUGCUGUUUGUGUUCCACUGUUCCCUUCCCACCCACCCUUGCUUUUGUGUAACAUCUUGCCUGUUGAAGAGGCCCGAAGAGAACUUGAAAUCCCCACCCACCUUUGCAAUGGCUUGCUUGGUCCUAAUGAAAGUAUUGGCCAGCUGUGGGUCUGGGAGGUUUCUCUUAUGGACCAACAUUGCUACCUUUGCUUCAUUCAUCCUUUGUCCCCCCUGCCCCAGAUGUCCUUACAGCAGAUCUUUGUGGAUGCCAACAGACUCAAGAAUGUGGGUCAGCAGCUAUACAUUGAAUCUCACAGUAAGCCUCAAGAGGGGACUCCCAGGGCAGAGCAGCCAGGAGGUGAGUUCAUGGGGGCGACAAGGGAGAGGAAGGGAUGCAUCGUCGAGGGUGCCUGCCCCAAGAUGGGGAAAAUGGUCCAAGAUAGAUUGAUCUUUGGGGACAACAAACAUUAUAAUCUGGAGCCAAUGGGAAUGACAUUGAGACCAGGGGCAAGUAGCCAAGUGGUGGUGGCCGCCCCACUCCAUUGUAAGGGACGUUCUCUUUCCCCCUCCCCCCUCUCCCAAUUUUCUAGACCAAAAGCCAGGUGCUCCCCCUUCGACUCUCAUUGACCUACCAGCUGAAUCUUGUGAUGUUUUGAGAAGCACCAACCACGUCCUGUCCUAUCAGCAAAUUAACUGUAUGGACAGUAUCAUCAGGUAAUAACAACAUGGUGUCUUAGCAGGUGUCGAUGCUCCUGAAGUCUUGACUUCCUCAUCAGUCCAUGCUAGGCAUUUCUCAUGCCAGCAAAAUUCAGUUUCUUUACCUCAUUGUAAAAAGAAAAGAGUGAUCUGUCUGGGAGGCACUCGGAAUAAGGUUGUGCUGCUUUCUCUGGUGAAUCAUGUUAUUUCCCCUUUUUCUGUUGUUUUGGACUACUUAGCUUUCCUUUCUACAGCCUCAGGGCUCCCAAAGCAGGUUGGGGGAGGGGGAGACAUAAAUACAGUCGUACCUUGGUUUUCUAACAGCUUAGCUCUCGAACGUUUUGGCUCCCGAAUGCCACAAACCCAGAAGUGACUGUUCCGGUUUGCGAACUAUUUUUGGAAGCCGAACGUCUGACAGGGCUUCCGCGGCUGCUGAUUGGCUGCUUUGGUUUUUGAACGUUUUGGAAGUUGAAUGGACUUCCGGAAAAGAUUCCGUUCAACUUCCAAGGUACGGCUGUAAAUAGAAACGUUUAUCAAAAUAAAACCAUGCUCAAUUCUAGUAGUGUGGUAGAAAUUAUAUGGUGUCUGUAUGGAACCAAGAUUACAUUCAGGCAAUUCCCAGCAUCAUCCUAGGCACCAGCAUCUCCCCCCACAAAAAAAACCCUUGAGGUCAGCGGGUGGGGCUGAGCAGCUAGAUCUCCCUUGGCCCUUACGGUGGGGGGGGGGGGCACAGUUUGCUCUCCUGUUGGCAUCAUUAGACCAUUCUGUUUGUAUGUUUGAGUGUGGUGUUUUAUGUUUUCCCUAACAGACCAAUGUAUUAAGCACAGAAGUGCUUGAUAGAAUUUCCCCACUUUCUAAAGUGUCAGAGGACCAUGGGGGGGGGGGGCGAAGAGAAUACCUGCAUAAAUUCAAUGAAAGAGAGGAUUGGAUUGAUCCUGAUCUUUGAAACUUGCCUACUCCUUCGCUCCCAUUCUGAUUGGCUGGGUGAACAGCUUAUAUUCACGGACUUAGAAUAGGAAGAUGCUCAUGCCAGGCUCCUGAUUGCAGAUACCUGGAGAGUUGCAACAGUCCCGCCCUGAAAAGGAAGUGCGAGUCCUCUACCAAUGCAUCCUCUUCGUCCUCCGAUGACGACAAGCAGGCUCACCUAAGCCAGAAUGACAAGCAAAUCUUGGAAGGUGAGAGGGAGCACAGGAAGGUUUCAAGGGGUUUCCGUUUGCUGGCAGCUGGUGGGUCCUGGUGGUAGCUGUGCUAAUAGCUGUUUCUGCCAAUAUGCUCCAGUGCUUGAUGUGCUUUGUGGAAAUGACUUCCUACCCAGGUACUCUUUUUUCCCAUUUGAAAGCCCCACAUUUAAGUUGAUCAGCUUUUCUUUUCUUGGCUGUGCUUCUAUUACGUUGUAUCUUUGAAAGCAUUUGCUUUGAGGUUUUUAAGCGGAGGUUGGAUGGCCAUCUGUCUUGGAUGCUGUCAUUGAGAUUCCUGCAUUGCAAGGGGGUUGGGCCAGACGAAGCUCAGGGGUCCCUUCCAACUCGACAGUUCUAUGAUUUUUCUCCCACUAGAUGCUGCUGAGCUGCCCUUGGUUGAUUCCCAGCCACCUGCGACGCCCAACCUGGAAGGCGAUGUAGAGCAGCAGGCCCCAGCGAGGGUGGUGGGCGGUGCUACUGCAAUGACUGACCUGCCGCUGACUGCCAAAGCAUUGAGCGUGGUGUCCGCAACCAGCCAGUGCAGCUACAGCAGCACCCUGGUCCACUUCCCACACCCGGAGUCAGGUAGGUUGGCAGACGGAUCUUGCUCCUCUCCUGAGAAAAACACACAAGCCUCCGAGCUCCUUUGCUUACCCACCCGCCUCCUCUCCCAAGCAAGUGGUGUUUGUCUGCAUAAGUCACAUCCGGUUAGAAUGGAUGAGGCUCCAGGCAGGGCUGGUUGUUCUGCUCUCCCGUCUUGGGGUCUCAGCACAAACAAGUGAGCCAUGCCCUCCUCGAAGGCUUUGGGAGGAUGGCCCCUGGAUGCUGUCCUUGUCCUCCGGCAGCGGUGUAGGAACCUCACUCAGUGAUUGGGGGGGACAAAUUGCUUCCUGUUUAUAGGAGACAUCCAUUGCAAUGAGCACCAGUCACCUUGAUUUCAGGUAGGGACCUUCCAGUUCUGUUCCAGGGAGCACACUUACAGCAGUUCCUCUGGACUUCCUUACUUUGCCUGGCUAGACAUUUGGGCCUAAGUAGAAGAGGGAGGCCCAGUGCCCAACCAGCUGAGAGCCCCAAACGCCUUCUCCUCCUCCACCACCACCACUUCCUCCUCCUCUUUUUCCCCAUAUCAUUCCUGUGCAGCAGAUUCUCGGCGGGAUAACUUUGAUUCAGAUGCUGUCAAUCAAACGGUAUCUGAGUUGCCGUCCAUGUGGCAUGUGGCUCCCCCUUUUGCAGCCUGAAUAAUCCAUUCCGGUAGCCCUGCACAACAUCUAGGUGAAUAUUUGGGUGGCAGAGAAGGAGGUUCCCGAGUGUUGUCGGCUGCCUCCUUGGGAAAGUGUGGCUGACUGUCCUCCUCCUACCCCUCGCAGAAGCCACGGCGCUCGAAGAAGCCACUCUGCAAGGCGAGCAGGUGGAGCCAUCGCUGGCCAACCCCACGCCCAGCGCAGCUGGGGCUGGAGCCACCCAGGAGGAAGUCAGACUAGUGGGGCUGACCAAAGAGGUCUUGUCGGCUCACACGCAAAAGAAGGAGCAGGAAUAUGUGGACCGUUUCCGCCAGAGGGCCCUGCUGUCCUCAUACCAGCCAGCCUACCUCCAGCACGGAGGGGCCAGGAGCAGCCAGCCUCCUUCCCAGGACCAAGGUAGGAACCAAGUGAGCAGCAAUGGUGAGGGAAGCAGAGCUGUGGCAGCUCCCCAUAGUGUUCUUGCUCUCCUCCCUACAGGCCACUGAAACCUGCUUCUCUGUGUUCAGGGAAAUAGCCCUCCCCAUAUUCUUGAAUGGUGUGUGUUAGGGAAGAAUUUAGCUUAAGGGCUUAGAGCGGUCUCUCUUAUUUGGCUAGGGAACAGGGUGCUAUGAGUCUGCUAGAAGCCAGCUUGCUUGCUGCUGUACCCAAGAAUACAGCCUGUGCCACGUUGCAGUUGUAGCCUAGGUUGCAGAUUGCGCUCGUAAGGGAGGAGCAGAGGCACACCAGAGACGCGUCUUUAUUGUGAGAGCAAAAUGAAAGGUAGUUUUUGGAUUGACUGUCUCUGAGAAGGGAGGAAGGGAAGGAGAAGCGAGCAGCAGUGAGGCAGAGGAGGCUGGAAAGUGAGAGAGUUUCCCUCCUUAUAUCUAAGAAAUGCGUCGGGGGUACGGGUGGGGGAAUGAAGGUCUUUCAGCGGCAAGAAGAGGAGGCUUCUUGCAGUCAGGUUUUGCUGAGGGCAGAACGAGGCCCCCAAAGAGCCAGACCAGGCUCCUGCAUUCAUCUCCUGACAGCGCCUUGAGAGAAGCGGUUCAGGGGUGCGCAAAGAGACUCCCAGCUAGGACUUCUGCAGGCCCAAGAGCCGAGCAAGGCCCAAGAGAAGAGGGUAUGCCAAGAGGACUGCACCUGAAACCACAAAGUGGUGCUGCCUUGCCAGAGCAGCCAAACUGUUGCCCUCUAGUUGCUGUUGGGCUCCAACUCUCUUCUCCUGGGUGGGGAGCACCUGCUGGGGGAAAGACUGCAGGAGAGGGGGAUGGGAGAGGGCCUUAGGGUCAGGCAGGUGUCAGGAUGGGCAGUGCGACUGCCUGCUUUCCAUCCUCAACUGGCAACCGAUGCUGCUUCUGCGCCUCUCCUACUGUCUAUGGCAAAAGCGCUCUUGGCUUAACCCCUUCCUUGAAUGGUCACUUAAACAAAGGAUGCUGCUCCCGCCUGCCUCUCUCUCUCCUCACAAUUUCCCCGCCUUUGGCUUCUUCCUCUGCAGACGACGUCUCUCCAAAGCAGACCAGGCCAGUGGGCUGGAAAAGGAAGACCAAGCCGGGGAAGUUCAAGCGCCAGAAACCACUGGGCUCCCCCGACAGCAGGAGUGGUGCUUGGGAGGCGGAUGCUUCCCAGGGACCCCACCCUGGGGCCCCGAGCUUCACCCUCCCUGCCGAUCCUUAUGCAGCAACGCCUGGUUUCCCUGUCGCCUCUCUGGGAGGAGGCUCUGUCUUGCCGCCUUCUGCCACUGCAGCAGCCCCAGCCACACCACCUUACCUGCCCUGCAGCAUCCAGCCCCUCCCAGCAUUCCCUGCUCCAUACAUGGGCGGCUUCAUGACUGUCCUCUUUCAGAAUUUCCCAGCGUAUCCUCCGCCGCCACCGCUGCCUCUUUUCGCCCCUCCGCCUUCCUUCCCUGCGCAGCUCUUCCCCUGCCCCUCUGCUGCUUCCUACCCCUGCCCUGUGAUGCCCCCAGGCCCUCCUUCUGCUCUCCCCAUGGCAGCGCCAGGCCCCAUGGAGCACCCUUCGCCCCCCUCCACCCCAGUGUCUGCUGCCGAGGAAGAGCAGCCUGCAUCCUCGGGGGACCCGCCCCACCAGAGGCUCUUCAGCAACUCCCGGAGCAGCUCCCCUCUGCAGCUGGACCUGCUUCAAGAAGAGCUGCCCAAACCACUGGAGCUGUCCGGCACAGCACAGGCCGCCCUGGCAGGCACAGGAGCCAUGUGUGUAAGUUCCUGCAAGGGGGAUCCUGGAUGAGGUUUUGGGAAGCGUUGGCUGCCAAUGGUGGCAGAUUCAGGGGGGAAAUAGCGUAGUGCGCAAGGAAUGCCACUCCCCACAACCCCGGCUGUUUUCUUGCUCCGCGGGCCACAGAAGGAGCUUCUCCGUCACAGAUCUGUGGGGCCUUGUGAAGCUGGUGGUGGGGCAUCCCACCCAGAGAUCCCUUGCAGUCCAUGCUGCUUAUUCCGCUUGGGUUUGGGUGGUGCUCUGCACAUGGGGCACGGCAGCUGCAAACAUGGCGAUUCAUUCCUCCUCCCCCCCCCCUUUUCUGUCCUGGUCCUUCUGGCUCUUUCGGGAGCCGCCUAACAGCAGACGGUGGUUGUUCUAAUUACGCCCUCUGUCUCCCAGGGAUGCAGCUAAGGAGCGAAGAACAGGGACUUCCUGCGUUGGGUCGGUUUCCGUUCCGCUGUGUUCUCAGAGGUGGGAAUCUGAGUUCUGCAGGCAAAGAGGAAAAAAUGUAUUGGUUCUUGAAUCCAGAUUGGACUGGGGAAGCUGGCACAGCUGCACUUUGGAUGGGUAGAGGGUCCCAGGCACAUACAGCUGCUGUAGCUGUGAGUUGGGCGCAGCCGACUGUGGAAAUGAGCCCCCCUUUGUGUGUGUUCUGUGUUGUCGUCUACCAUGUGCUUCAUGUCUGUGGCUGCAUUGUGUCAUAUGAAACAGCAGCGGGAAGCUUGUUUGGUCUCUGUUGGCAGGAGAAAUCCUUGGGUUUAAAGCACCCACCCCUCCAGAUGUUUUGGGCUCCUAUCAGCCCCUGCCAGCCUGUCCGUAGUGCACUGGGAGUUGUAAUCCAAACAAUCCGGAGGACAGGUUAAGGAAGUUUGCAGGGCUCGUGGGCCGUAUUCGCGUGACCAUAUUAUCUGGCUCCGCGACAGGAGUCUUUUACUUUCAGAACCAGCUGAGCUGGUACCAGCUGCUAAUCCUGACCCCACCUGGGUGCCUGCAGAAAGCACCGCCAUCUCUCCUUGAGCCUGGCAGUGACUUUGUGUGGAUGGAUUUGUCCCAUUUCCUUUGCAGGAUGAGGACGGGGAGGACAGCGUGAACAAUGACAGCCACUCCGUCUCCAGUGAGUUCUUCGACCUUUUGCUACUGGAAGAUUCCCAGUCUGGAAGUAGCUCAGCGACCUCUGGCAGUGGGUCUGCCGAGUCCAGCUCCUUGGUCUCUGGGUCCAACGGCUCCAGCUCCAACGAAACCUCUGGUUGUGGCACAGGUAAGGCAAGCACUCUGGGCACGAGAGGGAGACCCUGAAAUAUUUGAUGGUGGCAAAUGUUAGUCCAUGGAUGGGGCAAGCCAGUGCCUUACAAUGCGCUGUGUGAAGGAGGACUUCCUUUGUCUGUCCUGAAUCUUCCAACAUUCAUCUUCUUCUGAUGUCCCCAGCAGCUAGUAUUACGGGAGAGGGAGAAGAGCUUCUCCUGAUCCACUUUCUCCACUCAAUGGGGGAAGUUGUUCCAUCCCUUAAUUAUUUUGAUUGCCCUGUUUGAACCUUUUCCUGCUCUGCAAUAUGCUUUUUGAGGUGAGGUGAUCAGACAGUACACAAUACGGUCCUACCUCGAGUUACAGACGCUUCGGGUUGCGCACCACGCCGAACCCAGAAGUACCGGAACGGGUUAUUUCCCCGGUUUCGGCGCAUGUGCAGAAGCGCUAAAUCACACUUUGUGCAUGCGCAAAAGCUCUGAAUUGCAACCCACGCGUGCACAGACAUGGCGCUGUGGGUUGCAAAUGUGCUUCCCGCAUGGAUCACGUUCGCAACCCGAGCGUCCACUAUGCUUCAAAGGCACUCACACAACACAUUUGUAUAAGGGCAUUGUGAUACCAGCAGUUUUAUUUUCAAUUCCUUUCCUAACGAUCUCUAGCGUGGAAUUUGCCUUUUUCACCACUGCUACACACUGGAUCAACGUCUUCAUUGAGCUAUCUGCUACAAUCCCAUUCUGACCCCAUGAGCAUAUAUGUGAAAUUAGAAUUUUUUGCUCCUGUGUGCAUCACUUUGCACUUGCUUACACUGAAUGUCAUGUUAUAAUUUCCUGCGCAUAGACCCCACUUUGGAGCUCCUCAGAAAUCCCUCUUUGUUUUAACCACUUAGAACAAUUUGGCAUCAACACCAAACAAGUCUACCUGAGUGCUCACUUCAACUCUAGAUCAUUUGUGAACAAGUUAAAAAAAACAGGGCCAAGUACCGAUCAUAGGGGGAUUCUAGAUCACUCCUUUUGGAGGACUGCCCCUUGAUUCAUGCUGCUUAACAAGUUCCUUAUCCACAGGAGGAUCACUCCUUGGCAGUUUCAUGUUUUUGCUCUCGGGUGCAUGUCAGUCUUUAAUUUGUCAAUAAAAACUGCCCCUUGUCACUGCUGUUUGCUUCAGUUCCUCAGACUCCCUUCCUUUGAAAGUAGUUCAGGCACAGGAGGGAUCUGUCCAGCGUCUCCCACUGUGAAGACAGAUGCAAAGAAUUUGCCUUGGGAUCUCUGCAGCCCCUUUUUCUUGAGUGACUAGGCCACAACUUAGAAGGAGAGGAAGUGCUGUGUGUGUCGGCUUCCACAGAAAGAGAAUCCCAAAGGGAUUUGCUAGCAGGGGAACGGCCACCCUCCUCCCUGCCUUGAGAUUGGCCUAUGCAGAAACCCACAUUUCAUUUGUGUCCACCCACCUGUCUCCAAACAGGCAGCGGAAACAGCAGCAAAUACUUUGCCAGCAAUGAUUCCUCCGAGGUCUCAAAAAGGGGGAAGAACAGCGAAGAAGGAGGAGAAGAGGCAGAACGGCCACCGCGGCCAGCCAGGUUGGUGUGGAGGACAGUGAAUAGUUUGCCUGAACCAAUCCAGAUGACCUACCAAAUGCCAAAGCGGUGAGAAAACGCCUUUGCUUUGCUACUUCUCCAAACUAGGUAGGCCCUCCUGCCUUCCAGAAGGCAGCGCUGGGAAAAUUGGGAUGAGGAAGGGCAAGCAGUUCAGGAAGGGGAGCAAAAUAGGAUUUCCGUAGCUUAGUCACCAGCAGGCCGCGUGAUGUUUGCCCCCUUGUGAGGUGCUUGACACACUGGGUUUUUAUUGUUGCUGGGAGUGGUGGCUAUUGAGGGAAGUCUUCUCCAUCAAGGAAAAUCUCCUGAAACUUUCACAGGCACCAUCCCGGUCUGUCUCCGCACUGGAGCAGAAAGAGCAUGUUCUGAUGAGCAUCUUAACACAAUGGAUGAAAUGCAGAAUGUUUUUGUUUUUUUAAUAAUGGGUCAGGAAGAGAGGUUAAUGGAGGAAAAGAGAGCCAUGUGCAGCCCAGUCCCGGGUGGGUGGAUGGAUGUGUUGCCAAGGGGCAGAUCUGCCUUUCAUGCAGAGUCUUUGGAGUUACAUUUGGGAGGUCCUCUCAUCACUCUGCUGCCUCUUCCCUAGGCUGUUGUUGAGAAGGCAGAGGCAGCCCUGAAAUGUCUUUGGAGUUGUUUUCAGGAACCUGAAGUGAUGGACCAGUUUGAGGAAAAGCUUAUACAGAACAGAGAAGUGCUUUGGGUGGGGCUUAGGUUUUGCAUCAAAGUGCAAAAUAUGGAUGGCAGAGAGCUUGUGAUUGGAAAGCAGGGAAGAUUCAGUUCAGAACGGAUCUGUUGGGCCUCCAGAUGUUGGAUUAUCUAAACUCCACCCUAGUGUCCAGCAGGAUCAAUGAUCAGGGACAACGGCAGUGGGAGUUGCAGCCCUCUAGGCAUGGCUGGGGUACAAAAGACCUGCUUUUCUGUAGCUUUUGCAGCUAAUGUUGUUUCAAGGCUUCUAAGAUUUUGGAGGGUGCCGCACCUUCUCUGUAGGACUCUGGGUGGUGUGAACUAGCUGAACUUUAUGCAGAAGAUUGUAGGAGGAGGUGAUGUCAGGAUUUUGGCUUUGUCGGGCUGGUGCCUUUUUAUCUAGCCAGCUUCUCAUCUCUUGCAGAAUUGCAGAGGAGGUGCUGAAAGAGGACCUGGAAAAGCUGGCCACCCUGGAGAGCAAGCAGCCCUGUUUCUCAGAAAGGCAGAAGGAGGAGCUGGCAGAGGUCCACCCCUGGAUUCGCACCCAGACUGUCCCCCAAGAAAUUGACACCCAAGUAAGGAAACCUGGGUGCAUGGAAGCUGGUACUGUGGGUUUCAAAUCCAUGUGCUCUCACUGUACUUUUUCCGGCAACUGCUCAAAACAUUUUUGUUAGGGCCAGCCCAUCUGAACACGUAGAAGCUGCAUGUGAUUUACUUCCUUUUAACCACUGCUGACUUCAGUCGUCUUUUGAAUACUCUUAAAUACCUGCUUUUAACUGUGUUUUAUCAAUCAUUUUAAUGUUCUGUUGCAUAUUUUUGUAAACUGUUUAGGAGCUCUCUUACCAUCACGCUGUUUAUAAUAUAUAACAACAAAUUCAAUUUAAAACACACACACACUCCUUUUCCUUUCAAAUUGAGUUUGAGCCUUAGUUCAACAUACUAUUCAGUAACUGUCCUCAAGUAGAGAUGGGAAGGCCUGGAAAAAAACCAGAAAAAAUUGCAGGGGGAGUGGAGAGGUUUUCCCUCGGUUUUUUCCAAAACUGUUUUUUUAGAAGUCCAUGAGAAAAAUGACGAAGAGGAAGAAGAAAUGGAAAAUGAUAGUAGUAGUUCAGAAAAUGAGAUAGAAUAAACUGCAUGUAUAUGUUGUGUCUUCCGUUCCUUUUGUUAAAAAAACACUACUCAAAGGGUAGACCUAUGGAACUUAAAUAUUGAGUUGGACCUUGACUUUAUUUGCUAUUGGUGCUGUGGCAAAUCUGAUUAUUUUUUAUGUUGAUGCUUUUUUGCUUUUUUUGUUGCUUUAGAGGGAAAAGGGGGGGUGUUACCUGUUUUAUUUCAAUUCAAAUAAUUUGUAAAGCUACUCCACACUUAACUUUUUUUCUAUUUUUCCAAAAUUUCUAUUUUUUACGGGGGGAAACAGUUUUUUCCUCAUGGCUUCAAAAUUUCUGGAAAUUGUACAUCUCUAAGCUGGAGCAGGUGGACCUUUCGUCCUGCCCAGGAGGGCUCCAUUCUUCCAUGUUACUCACCAACUUCCUUCCCUUUCUAGGGCUGCAUCAUGUGUGACAACAGGAAUGCCGGCUUGACUGUUGUUGCUGGGCUGGAAGACAGAGAUCCUCAAGAAGAGGACAGCAAGGACCUCCUUGAUGAGACACUGCUGCUUCCACUACAGGCACCGCCCUAG